This is a messenger RNA of Ilyonectria robusta, 969 nucleotides long. RefSeq names its product glycoside hydrolase superfamily. The record is from RefSeq and is a predicted model, not a curated record. Lineage: Eukaryota; Fungi; Ascomycota; Sordariomycetes; Hypocreales; Nectriaceae. Bases 1 to 969 code for a protein of 322 amino acids. The transcript has 2 exons.
AUGGAAGAUGGCACCGGUAAAGCGUCGCCCAGGCCACCGUGGGCCCUCUGGAAGAAAUUCAUGGUCGUGGGCAUCUUCCUGGUCAUCGCCAUCCCCCUGGGCGUGAUUCUGGGCGUCAGCCUUACGGGCAAAUUCAACAACAAGGGAAGCAAUUCUUCCGACGGUAAAAAUUCACUGUGGCAGCCCUCUGUCGCGGAUUCAUGGCAGAUUGUCCUUCUGAAACCCAUCAAGAUCGGAGACGACGCGGUCGUCACACCCGAUGUGGGGAUUUACGACAUUGACGUUUACGACAACGAUGCCGUCACCAUACAGGCCCUGCAGGCGUCCGGGAAGAAGGUCAUCUGCUACUUCAGCGCCGGGUCCUGGGAAAACUGGAGGGACGACAGAGACGACUUCGAAAAAGCGGACCUGGGCAAGGUCAUGGAUGGAUGGCCGGACGAACGCUGGGUGGACGUGCGCAGCGACAACGUCCGCAGCAUCAUGAAGAAGCGGAUAGAGUUUGCUGCGGGCAAGGGUUGCGAUGCGAUUGAUCCUGACAAUGUCGACGGCUUCCAAAACGACAACGGCUUGGAUUUGACCGCCGAGGACGCGGUUGAUUUUAUCAAGUUCCUCGCCGAGACUGCGGGCUCGUACGGCAUGUCUACGGGUCUCAAGAACGCCGGGGACAUCAUUCCCGACGUCCUCGACUACGUGCACUUCUCGGUGAACGAGCAGUGCAUCGAGUACUCCGAGUGCGAGACCUUUGCCGCCUUCAUCAGAGCGGACAAGCCCGUCUUCAACAUCGAGUACCCCGCGGGGACGCCCGACGACGUGGCGCCGUCGGCGAUCAAGGAAAUCUGCUCGCAAACAGGGAACUCGACAGGCACGUCAGGCUUCAGCACCGUCAUCAAGAACCUGAACCUGGACGGCUGGGUGGAAUACUGCGGGCAGAAGGAGACGUACACCACGGAGCUGGAUACCUCGGCGUAA